AAGAGGAGAGGAGUCUGAAACGGUGACUAUGAAUGAGGGAGGAGUUAUGACAGAGUGAGAGCGAAUAAAGAGGAGUAUUAGAAAACUAGAGGAGGAAGUAGAGAAUGAGAGAGUGGUGUAGUGUAGAGAGUCUAUGUGGAGUCUGUGUGUGUGUGUGUGCGACAAAGAGAAAGAGAGAGGCUGAGAGGGACAAGCUGCCCUGAGGAAAUAUUAGCUGCUUGUUCGUGUGCCGGAUUUUCACUAGACUGCUACAUCGCUCCCCUGCCCCAGACACGCCCAUGUGGCCGGCAUCAAAACAGAUGUGUCCCUUAUUUUGUCUCUGCCAGUUAGAUGUCAUGGAUGGAUAGCGAGAGGAAGAGAGGGGAAAGAUGUCAUUUUUAGGGCUUGACUGCGUGAAGAAGAAAGAGAGGGAGUUGGAAAGAAAACUCAGAGCGAAUGACAGAGAGUUCAACAUCUCCUUCAAGUAUGCGACCAAUGCCAUCAAGACCUCCAAGUACAGCUGGUUUACCUUUUUGCCUCUCAACCUCUUUGAGCAGUUUCAGAGGAUUGCUAAUGCCUACUUCCUAUUUCUGCUCGUCCUUCAAGUGAUUCCAGACAUCUCCUCUCUCUCGUGGUUCACCACGGUGGUGCCCCUGGUUCUGGUGCUUUCAGUGACGGCAGCUAAAGAUGCCACUGACGAUAUCAAUCGCCACAGGAGUGACAAGCAGGUGAACAACCGCAAGGUCCAAGUUCUCCUGGAUGAAAAACUGAGGAGUGAGAAAUGGAUGGAUGUUCAGGUGGGGGACAUCAUCAAACUGGAAAACAACCAGUUUGUCACGGCAGACCUAUUGCUGCUCUCCAGCAGCGAGCCGCUCAACCUGGUCUACAUCGAAACCGCUGAACUAGACGGCGAGACCAAUCUGAAGGUGAAGCAGGCUCUGACCGUCACAGGGGACAUGGGGGACAGCGUCGAGAGCCUCGCUGCUUUUAACGGUGAGGUGCGUUGUGAGCCGCCCAACAACCGUCUGGACCGUUUCACGGGCACGCUGGUGUACGAAGGGCAGAAAUAUUCUCUGGAUAACGAAAAGAUUCUGCUUCGAGGCUGUACCCUAAGGAACACCGAUUGGUGCUUUGGCCUGGUGCUGUUUGGAGGUCCGGAGACCAAGCUGAUGCAGAACUGCGGCAAGAGCACGUUCAAGAGGACGAGCAUCGACCGCCUCAUGAACGUGCUUGUCCUCUGCAUCUUUGGCUUCCUGGCCUUCAUGUGUACCAUCCUAGCCAUCUGCAACAGCAUCUGGGAGGUCCACCUAGGGUCAGAGUUCACGGUUUACUUGCCCAGACAGGAAGGAGUUAGCUCCGGCUUCUCCGGCUUCCUCACCUUCUGGUCCUACGUCAUCAUCCUAAACACUGUGGUGCCCAUCUCCCUCUACGUAAGCGUGGAGUUCAUCCGCUUGGGCAACAGCUUCUACAUAGACUGGGACAGGAAGAUGUACCAUGCCCGCAGCGACACCCCUGCCGAAGCCAGGACCACCACGCUGAACGAGGAGCUGGGCCAGAUCAAGUACAUCUUCUCAGACAAGACCGGCACGCUCACCCAGAACAUCAUGACCUUCAACAAGUGCUCCAUCCACGGCAAGAGUUACGGUGAUGUGUUUGACUAUACUGGUCAGACAAUCGAGAUCAACGAGCACACAGAGACGGUCGACUUCUCCUUCAACCGGCUGGCUGACCCCCGGUUCUGCUUCCACGACCACGCCCUGGUGGAGGCUGUGAAGCUGGGCAGCCCCGAGGUCCACACCUUCUUCCGGCUGCUCGCCCUCUGCCACACCGUCAUGGCCGAGGAGAAGAGUGAAGGUGAGCUGUUCUAUCAGGCCCAGUCCCCAGAUGAGGGAGCGUUGGUGACAGCAGCUAGAAACUUUGGCUUUGUGUUUCGCUCGCGCACGCCAGAGAGUGUCACCAUCGUGGAGAUGGGCCAACAAGCCAGCUACGAGCUCCUGUCCAUCCUGGACUUUAACAAUGUCCGCAAGAGGAUGUCCGUCAUUGUGCGGAGUCCGGAGGGGAAGCUGUCUCUCUACUGUAAAGGAGCAGACACCAUCAUCUAUGAGAGACUGCACCACUCCUGCAGCAAGCUAAAAGAUGUCACGACAGAACACCUCAAUGAAUUUGCAAACGAGGGCCUGCGCACCUUGGCCCUGGCCUAUAAAGACUUGGAGGAGGACUAUUUCAGCCAGUGGAAACAGCGCCACCAUGAGGCCAGUACCUCUCUGGAGGACAGGGAGGAGAAACUAGACCUCCUGUAUGAGGAGAUUGAAAAAGACCUGCUGUUACUGGGAGCGACAGCCAUCGAGGAUAAAUUGCAGGAUGGAGUACCUCAGACCAUUGAGCUACUCUCAAAGGCUGACAUCAAGAUCUGGGUGCUAACUGGUGACAAGCAAGAGACAGCGGAGAACAUCGGCUACUCGUGCAACAUGCUGCGGGAGGAGAUGAACGAGGUGUUCGUCAUGUCAGCUAACAAUCCAGAAGAUGUCAGACAAGAACUAAGGGAUGCGAGGACCACUAUGAAGCCAGAAGCUGAUGAACUGAUCUGCAUGCCAGAGAGGACUCUGGGUAAAGGUCGUCAGGUGGUCGUGGACGAGGAAGUGUCCGGAGAGUACGGCCUGGUCAUAAAUGGACACAGUCUGGCGUACGCUCUGGAGCGGAGCAUGGAGCUGGAGUUCCUGAGGACGGCCUGCAUGUGUAAGACGGUCAUCUGCUGCCGGGUCACCCCCCUGCAGAAAGCCCAGGUGGUGGAGCUGGUGAAGAAGUACAAGCGGGCCGUCACCCUGGCCAUUGGGGACGGGGCCAACGACGUCAGCAUGAUCAAGGCCGCUCAUAUCGGCGUGGGCAUCAGCGGGCAGGAGGGCAUGCAGGCGGUGCUGUCCAGCGACUACUCCUUCGCCCAGUUCCGCUUCCUGCAGCGCCUCCUGCUGGUGCACGGACGCUGGUCCUACCUGCGCAUGUGCAAGUUCCUGCGCUACUUCUUCUACAAGAACUUCACCUUCACCUUCGUCCACUUCUGGUUCGCCUUCUUCUGCGGCUUCUCGGCCCAGACCGUGUACGAUGAGUGGUUCAUCACCCUGUAUAACCUGGUGUACACAGCCCUGCCUGUGCUAGGAAUGAGCCUGUUUGAUCAGGAUGUCGACGAUGCCUGGAGUCUCCAGUACCCCGGGCUCUACAUGCCCGGACAGCUAAACCUGUACUUCAGUAAGACGGCCUUCUUCAAGUGCGCCCUGCACAGUGUCUACAGCUCUGUGGUGCUCUUCUUCAUCCCCUACGCCGCCAUGCACGACACGGUCCGGGAGGACGGCAAGGACAUCGCAGACUACCAGUCCUUCGCUCUGCUGGCCCAGACCUGCCUGCUGCUCACGGUCGGCAUCCAGUUAGGCCUGGACAUGUCUUACUGGACGGCGGUCAACCAGAUCUUUGUAUGGGGGAGUCUGACAAUGUAUUUUGCUGUCACGUUUGCCAUGUACAGCGAUGGAAUGUACCAGAUCUCCCCUUCCUCCUUCCCAUUCAUUGGCACAGCCAGGAACUCUCUAAACCAGCCCAAUGUGUGGCUCACCGUCCUCCUCACCGCCAUACUGUGUAUACUUCCUGUGGUGGCAUACCGCUUCCUGUUGAUCCAAAUCUGCCCCAGCAUCAACGAUAAGGUGACGUUCAAGGUCAGGCAGGCCAAGACGGCGCCGCCCCCGCAGGCGCGCCGCGUCCGCAUCCGCAGCUCCAGCUCCCGGCGGUCGGGCUACGCCUUCUCCCACGCGCAGGGCUACGGCGCCCUGGUGACCUCGGGACGUUUCCUGCGGCGGCCGGCCACGGCACGCUCCAGCGGGUUCACGCCGACAGGCCGGAGCACGGGCUUCAGUCCCAUGGGCAGGUCGGCCGGGUACAGCCCCACCGGCCGGCCGCAGAACUCCAAGGUGGAUGGCGUGGAGGUGACGUCUCUACAGAUGUACCGCCAGACCCAUGACCUGGACCUGGCCCUGUAAAGAAACUCCUGGGGAACCGUCGACGCUGUUUUCCUUUUAAGAGACAAUCGAGGAGAGAGGACUGCGAUAAAUAAACACCCAAUGUGCCUAUCAAAUACAUCUUGACCGGUUUGGGGAGGGGGGGAUUAUAGCUGUUAAGAUGAAACACUAUUCACGAAGGAAGAGUAAGUGUUGUUUUGUUUACAGCGCUUAACCAUUCCUGGACCUUACAAGGUAUUUCUGGUCAACUGAUUAGUAUUGAUAAUUAUACUUGAUUAUACGUGAUAUAAUAAUUGAUCAUUAACCUGCAUACUACAUAAACCAUACCAGACUACAAAGUGUGUCAAGUAGUUUAAAUUCCUUCAUAUUUCCCGUCGUAACAUUGUGUAUCGGGAUAAUAAGACCCACUUCCCAAAUUCAUCCAUUGUUGUUUUGUUUUAAGUUGAAGUGUUGAAUAAAACUGGGUUCUUUCAAGUGAUGGCAACCUGCUAUUCACCAGACGGUCAGUCAACAACCUUACUGUUGACACCUGGACGAAAAGCUUUGCGGUUCAAUCCCCACUGGCAUUUCAGUAAACAGACAUGAAAAGUUACUGUAGGAGAUGGAUGAAACAUUAUACCUUCUGUAGCUUUUUUGGAAUGUAUUUUUUAUUUUUUUGGGUCAUAAGGGAGUCAGGUGGCUGAGCGGUGAGGGAAUCGGGCUAGUAAUCCGAAGGUUGCCAGUUCGAUUCCCGGUCAUGCCAACUGACGUUGUGUCCUUGGGCAAGGCACUUCACCCUACUUGCCUCGGGGGAAUGUCCCUGUACUUACUGUAAGUCGCUCUGGAUAAGAGCGUCUGCUAAAUGACUAAAUGUAAAUGUCAUAAGAGGGAGUUAACUGUGGACGGUUUAACCGUUUUCUAUAUGCUGACCAGACAACAUACCAAAGUGUUCUACUUAGUGCCUCGGGUCUUUCCUUGUACUAUUUCUUUUUUAUGUUUCUUUUUUCUUUUCUUUACUGCAUUUAAGUUCACAAUUUGAAACGUGUGUUUAUUUUUGGUUGUUAUCAGUUUUAUUAGUCUUUAUCAAAGACUUAUAAAAUAUUUUGUGGAGAACAUUUGCUUUCAGUUUGUGUAAAAUGCAUCCCAUGACAGGGGGAUCCAGUGGAAACCUGUUUUUAAACUUAUGAACAGAAACAUGCAUGCUUCAGGUCGAAAUGUUGCAAUGACGAGCAACUAACCAUCCAUAAAAAAAGAAAUGCAUAAAGGUAAUAGCAUGCUUAUCCAAUGACCUACCGAGGACCCUCUUACCUUUCAUGUAGAAUUAAAAUCUUUAAAGACAUCACAAUGUGUAUGUCAGGGUUCCUGCAGGUUUCAGUAAGUCAAAUUUAAGACCUUAAGACAUUUUAAGACCAGAAAGAUGGACAUUUAAGAUCUACACAACGCAUUACCAAAAGAAUAUUCAAAUAAAAAAAAUCUGAAAAAAUAUUUGUAUUUCAAUGAAUUCAGUCAUUGAAAAAGCAUAAAUUUAAUUUACAGAUAAAGCAAUCACAUUAGUAACCUAAUUUCAUUUCAUUCAGCACUAAGUACUAGGGGUGGGGGGGGGGGGGGGGA
Molecule: messenger RNA, 5570 nt
Organism: Osmerus eperlanus (European smelt)
Lineage: Eukaryota; Metazoa; Chordata; Actinopteri; Osmeriformes; Osmeridae
Product: phospholipid-transporting ATPase ID-like
Exons: 28
Coding region: 369-4001 (1210 amino acids)
Biological process (GO): phospholipid translocation; Golgi organization
Cellular component (GO): trans-Golgi network; plasma membrane
Molecular function (GO): ATPase-coupled intramembrane lipid carrier activity; ATP binding; magnesium ion binding
Source: RefSeq, a predicted model, not a curated record